Messenger RNA from Fusarium verticillioides 7600, 1275 nucleotides. RefSeq lists its product as hypothetical. Gene Ontology annotation, molecular function: threonine deaminase activity. Bases 1 to 1275 code for a protein of 424 amino acids. Gene Ontology annotation, biological process: L-threonine catabolic process. NCBI's taxonomy places the organism in Eukaryota, Fungi, Ascomycota, Sordariomycetes, Hypocreales, Nectriaceae. The record is from RefSeq and is a predicted model, not a curated record. The transcript is spliced from 3 exons.
AUGUUUCAAAGGUCGAACCCGUAUCUCUUGUCUUUCGAAAAGCAAGGUUCUCUGAGCCGCACAGUGAAACAUGACGAUAUCAGCAACUGGCAAUCAAGUCUUGUUGACCUGCCUCCCACUUCAGCGAUCUGCAACCACUCACAAGACCAGACCGAUUAUCUACAGCUCAUCUUGACAGCAAGGGUGCAUGAUGUGGUCAGCCCGACCCCUUUGACAAAUGCGCAUGGACUCAGUGAAGAUCUUCGAUGCAACAUAAUGUUUAAGCGGGAAGACACGCAACCCGGAUAUUCCUACAGAUUGAGGGGGAUAUAUAACAGAAUGGCCAAUUUGGAUAAGGAGCAGAGGUGGAAAGGUGUGAUAACAUCUUCUGCGUCCGAUGCUCUAGCUGUAUCAUACGCGGCAAAGAAGUUUCGAACGCCAUCGAUAAUAGUCUUGCCAGAGGAUACGACAAAAGCCAAGAUCAAGGAGCUAACGCGUCUCGGGAGUACGGUUAAGUUACACGGACGGAGUACUGAGGCUGCCAAAGAGGAGUGCCUCCGGCUACAGUCACUUCAUGAUCUAAUUGCCAUUCCCCAGCCUGGUGAUGAGUAUGUCAUCUCCGGUUGUGGUACUAUUGGACAAGAAAUAACACAGCAGAUGACCCAUUCUCAGGUCCAAGCGGUCUUUUGUCCCGUUACUUGCGGAACUUUGAUAGCUGGCCUAGGCAUAUAUCUCAAGCGCAUCGCCCCCAACAUCAAAGUCAUCGGAGUGCAACUGCAUGAUUCAGCGGAUAUCUCGCGGUUGAUACACUGCAAGGGACAGCCGGCGUUGGAAGAGCACCUACUAUCGAGGAGCGUUUGUCCAAAGAUCACCUGUAUCUGCAGCGAUGUUAUAGAUGACAUCGUCCAAGUCACUAUGAGCGAGGUGUUGAUAGCGACAAAGAACAUAUACGAAGACACACGGCAGCUUGUCAACACAGAAGGUGCACUAGCUGUCGCUGGAAUGAAGAGCUGGAUUACGUCGAGUGGAUUUGUAGGUUCAGAGAAGGAUUUCAUUGCGAUCACGUCAGAAGCUCAACUCGACUUUUCGGAGAUAUCGUCUAUUGUAAAACAGGCCUCGUUAGCUGAGAUGGCGAUGGGGAGUGAGAAUGACAGUGGACUGGAUUCAUUGAUGCAUAGUGCAGGGACACAAUCGACUUGUGCUGGUGACGGGUGGUCAAGCAGUACGACUGUCGUUGGGACUGAGACUACCGCCAGCUUUACAUCUGAUGUUGACGGCAGUCUUCUGAGUAAUUAA